This is a messenger RNA of Salvia miltiorrhiza (redroot sage), 450 nucleotides long. RefSeq lists its product as uncharacterized. The transcript is spliced from 4 exons. Bases 1 to 450 code for a protein of 149 amino acids. NCBI's taxonomy places the organism in Eukaryota, Viridiplantae, Streptophyta, Magnoliopsida, Lamiales, Lamiaceae. The record is from RefSeq and is a predicted model, not a curated record.
AUGGCUUCAGCUACUUCGUCUUCCGCUGCCACAAUAUCUUCUAACAUCAAUUCUGUGCCCAUGCUUAAUGGGACUAAUUUCAAGGAAUGGAAAAGGCACUUGAUGAUAGUGCUUGGCUGUAUGGAAUUAGACCUUGCACUUAGGGCGGAACAACCCGCACCUCUCACUGCAGACAGCGCCCCUGAUGAUAAAAGGGAUUUUGAGAGGGGUCCAGAUUCUGAGGAGAUUACUAGUGCUAAAGAUUUCCUUGACGAAAUUGAACAACGUUUUGCGAAAAACGAUAAGGUUGAAAUGACAUCACUUCUGACUUCUUUGAUGUCUAUGAAGUAUAAGGGUCAAGGAAAUGUAAGGGAGUACAUUAUGGAGAUGUUUCAUCUUGGUUCAAAACUCAAGGCACUUAAGAUUGAGCUUUCUGAGGAAUUGCUCGUUCUUAUGAGGAAGAAAGGUUGA